AGACUACAGACGAGCUGGCACCGGGAGAGUGUGGAGAUGAACUUUGAAAAUUUACUACUUGUGACCGUCUCAUUCAUCACCAUCGCUGCAGGGUCACGGGCACGGUUUGAGGACAGCACACCUCGGAUAGUGGAGGACCCCUCAGAUUUGGUCGUCUCCAAGGGGGAGCCUGCCACCCUCAACUGCAAGGCAGAGGGCCGACCCACUCCCAAUAUUGAGUGGUAUAAAGACGGUGAGCGCGUGGAGACCGACAAAGAUGACCCCCGCUCUCACCGCAUGCUCCUGCCCAGUGGCUCCCUCUUCUUCCUGCGCAUCGUACAUGGACGACGGAGCAAACCAGAUGAAGGCGUCUACACCUGUGUGGCCCGCAACUACCUGGGAGAGGCCAUUAGCCGUAACGCUUCACUGGAAGUUGCCAUCCUGCGAGAUGAUUUCCGGCAGGCCCCGAGCGAUGUGGUGGUGGCUGCUGGCGAGCCUGCUGUGUUAGAGUGUGUGCCUCCACGUGGCCACCCUGAACCCACCGUGUCCUGGAAACGCAACAAUGUCCGAGUCAGCACCAAGGAUGAACGCAUCUCUAUGCGUGGGGGCAAAUUGAUGAUCUCUCACACCAGAAAGAGCGACGCUGGCAUGUAUGUUUGUGUGGGCACAAAUAUGGUUGGAGAGAGGGACAGCGAUCCUGCAGAGCUGGUGGUGUACGAGCGUCCGGUGUUGGUACGAAGGCCGGUGAACCAGGUGGUCAUGGAGGAAGAGACAGUUGACUUCCUGUGUGAGGUCCAUGGAGAUCCUGCUCCCACUGUGCGCUGGCGCCGAGAGGAAGGAGAGCUUCCCCGCGGGAGGUUUGAAAUCCGUAACGGCAACAGUCUCCGCUUGUUCCGUGUGAAAGAGCAGGAUGAAGGGACAUACACCUGCACAUCUGAGAACAGUGUGGGCAAGACAGAGGCCUCAGCCAUGUUGCAGGUCCAUGUUGGCCCGUUCCUACCACCUCAGAUUGCCUCAAAGCCCCGAGACCAGAUUACCACUCAGGGAAGGAGCAUCACCUUCCGGUGCGGCACCACAGGAAACCCUCCACCUGCCAUCUUCUGGCAGAAAGAGGGCAGCCAGAUGUUGCUGUUCCCUGGCCAGCCGCCGUCACAGUCUGGUCGUUACUCUGUCUCCAUGAGCGGAGAGCUGACCAUCACUGACGUCCACCCUGAGGACUCUGGGUUCUACGUCUGCCAGGCCAUCAGUGUAGCAGGAAGUGUGUUGACCAAGGCGCUGCUGGAGGUGGAGGGAGGCCCUUCGGGCCGUGUACCACCGAUCAUUCGCCAAGGCCCAGCAAAUCAGACCGUAUCUCUGGGUGCGACGGCGCAGCUGCACUGCCGUGUAAUUGGAGGGCCCUCAGUCAAGAUUUCAUGGGAGAAGGAUGGAGAGAGACUUCAGGGAAAUAAACCUUGGCUGACCUUGAUGGAGAAUGGCACUUUGCAAAUCACAGACAUAAAGGACACGGACUCAGGGACGUACAUGUGCGUGGCAUCCAGCACCACAGGGGAGACGAGCUGGAGUGGGAUGUUGACUGUCAGAGAAGAUGGAGUUUCUCCAGUAUCCAGAGUUUCUGAGUUCAUCCAGCUUCCAGGGCCUCCGCAGAAGCCUGUAGUGACGGAGGUGACCAAAAAUACCGUCACCCUCACCUGGCAGUCCAACCCCCAUGAGGGCGGGGCCGCCGUCACCUCCUACAUUAUCGAAGCUUUCAGCCAAUCAGUGGGCAGCACCUGGCAAACGGUGGCAGACCACGUGAAGCAGGAGAGGCACACUGUUGUCGGACUCUUCCCCAACACUGUUUAUCUCUUUAUUGUCCGAGCAGUCAACUCUUAUGGCCUCAGUGACCCCAGCCCAAUCUCUGAGCCUGUCAGGACGCAAGAUGGGAAUCCUACAGAACAGGGUGUGGACCACAGACAGGUGCAGAGAGAGUUAGGAGAGGUGUCUGUCUACCUGCAGAAGCCUGUGGUCCUCUCUCCUACCAGCGCCGGGGUUUCUUGGACUGUCACCCGUCAGUCUCGGUAUGUUCAGGGCUACCGCAUAUUUUACCGGACUGUCGGUGACUCCUGGUUGGUCCAGGAUGUGGAGGCCACGUCUGACCACAGUACCAUCUUAGCAGAUCUGCACAGCAGUACAGAGUAUGAGGUCAAGAUACGCCCUUACUUCAAUGAGCUACAGGGACACGACAGCCUCAUGGUUCUGCUGCGUACGCCCGAGGAGGUUUUAAGUGCUGCUCCACAGGCUGUAUCAGUGGUGCAGCUCACCAACAGCUCCUGUAUCAGUGUGUCAUGGGAGCCUCCGCCUCACAAUAUUCAGAGUGGCUUCAUUCGAGAGUACAAGGUCUGGUGUCUGGGCAGCGGCGUGGAUCAGGAGAACCAGAUAAACCGAACAGUGGAUGGAGCGGUUCUGUCCAUCCUGUUGACGGGCCUGCUGCCUGGCGUCCACUACUCCGUCGUGGUGGCUGCUGUCACCAGCCUGGGUGUGGGCGCUCAAAGCCCGCCUGUCAGCCUGCUCCUCACUCUUCCGCUGGACAAGACUUCAACGCCUGUGAAGAAAGGUGGUAAUCUCAGCCUAUCAGAGCAGAUCGCCAGCGUCGUCCGCCAGCCGGCCUUCAUCGCAGGGUUGGGCGUUGCUGCGUGGUUGGUGCUGAUGGGCUUCAGUGGUUGGCUGUACUGCCGCCACCGCAGGAGGAAGCAGCUGGGACACUACACCACAUCCUUUGCGUACACACCGGCAGUUGGCUUUGCUCACAGCGAAGGAUCUGGAAUCAUAAACGGCGGGCCUGGCUUGUUGGGAUCAAAUAUGGGUAACUACCCUUGGCUGGCCGACUCUUGGCCAACUCCGAACGUCACUCACAACAGCAAAGACUCAGUCAACUGCUGCUCUGGCAAACUGGACUCAGACAGAUAUUAUAACACAGUUGGUAUCAUCAACUAUCCGAACCAGUCAGAGAAACACAGCACGGCAUCCAACGACAGUCCCAUCUACAGCACCAUCAACACAGCUGCUGAGGACGACCUGCUGGCGUACUACGACACCUACUCUAGCACGUCGUACAACCAUGGUCCAGACCCGUACAGCAGCCACCCAGUACUGUCAAACAGUGGACUCGUGGGUCUGGAGCAGGACCUGGACCAGUGGACCAUCCAGUCUGGUCAGUCUGGGUCUGAAUAUGCCAAGCUCCAGUAUACCAAGAAAAACAACGACAAACUGGUGAAGCAAAAGUCCACUGGGUCCUCAUCCAAGUCGGCUCCUCUUACCUGGGUAGAUGUUUUGUCGCUUCCUCUGCCUGCCAAUAAAGACAAGGGUCAUACAAAGACAGACAAAGAUGAGGAGCAACGCAGCUCUGAGGAGGAAGAUGACGACUGGUGUCCCCCGCUGCCUGCUAGAACGUACCUGAUGGACACUUCCAGGGAGGAACUUUCAAGCCUGCCCUCCAAACCAGAGGAUCUGUCCUACGCAGCAACAUUGAUGGCUUCCCCCCAGCAAGACACACACGAGCCCGGCAACAGUCUGCGGCUACAGCACUUUGACCUCUUGGCCCGUCACCACUCGGGCACCCAUGUCUCCCAGUCCAACCCUGAUCUGUUUACCAACAGCAAGGCCCGGGAUGCCAGUGAGGUGUACAACACCAGCCAAUGGGCAGACAAUUUCAAGGGAGAAAGUCUCGGCAAAGGACAAUCUCGUGCUCCAGCUGCCGAGUCGAGCCCCGCAGCCCAGGCACACAGAUCCAGGAGUAAGAAGAAAACGCCCAAGGAAGGACAACUCAAGCGAGAGCUAAACAGCCAAGCAGAACCCCCCCUUCCACCAGCCCCUCCCUCUGCAGACGACUCCCUGCAGCUCCUGGCGGAUGUUUUGAGCCGCAGCCGCACGGACGGUGAAAGAAAAGAGGGCAGCGACUCGCCCACUCAUCAGAGGAGGGGAGAACAUUUCUCACCCCAAAAGAGAGGACCUACAAAGUGGUUAUCACAGGAUGAGAAUGUAAUCCCAUAUGGACAGUCCAGCUUCCUGCCCAAGGUCCAGAUGUCGGGCAACGGGUCCCUGGGUGGAGGAGUUUUUCCGCGACCCUCCACUGCUGGCCGCAGGAGAGAUGAGAAUCUCACGUAGACAGACGCUGAUCUCCUUUUUCCUCUCUGAUUUCCUGUCUUUGCAAACCAUCAAUCCAUUGCCGUGGUAUCUUACGAAAAACUGAAGACAAAAAGGAAAACGUCAAGGCUUGCCAUCUGCCUUUUCACAAACUAUUUGUAUUCUUUUUUAUUUUAUUUGAAUUAUUUAAUCUUUAUUUUUUGUGAUUCCCUUCACCCAUCCUUUGUGUAUAUAGACAUAUUUGCAAUUUUUUAAAAGAUGUGAUCAGAUUUAUUACUAAAAAUGGAUUCGGGGGAAAAAGUAUUGUAUUUUUAGGCAAUGGGAAGUAAAUGUAACUAUUACAUUAUUGUACAGCAGAUUAUUGAAUGUAUCUUUAUCUGUUUACUCCUGACCAUGAAACCACGAUGGUGUGUGUGUGUUUGAUGAAAGACUGGAAAAGAUAUGAGGCAGAAAAUUUGUUAAUAACCCAUCAUGUUGGUGUGGGUGUGUUUGAGUGUGUGUGUCGGUGCAUGUGUGUAGUGUUUACUGUGUGUGUUACCGUAUUUAUCUCUCAUCUCAGUGUGACUGUGUACUGUGGUAUCCCUGUAGAUCACCAGUGUGUUGUCAAGCUUUUUA
Messenger RNA from Xiphias gladius (swordfish), 4716 nucleotides. RefSeq lists its product as uncharacterized. Gene Ontology annotation, molecular function: protein binding. The transcript has 27 exons. Bases 37 to 4122 code for a protein of 1361 amino acids. The record is from RefSeq and is a predicted model, not a curated record. NCBI's taxonomy places the organism in Eukaryota, Metazoa, Chordata, Actinopteri, Istiophoriformes, Xiphiidae.